Messenger RNA from Asparagus officinalis (garden asparagus), 1600 nucleotides. RefSeq lists its product as uncharacterized. The transcript has a single exon. The annotation marks the transcript as partial. The record is from RefSeq and is a predicted model, not a curated record. Lineage: Eukaryota; Viridiplantae; Streptophyta; Magnoliopsida; Asparagales; Asparagaceae.
AUGGCAGAAACCCACAAGUUUCAUCCCGCUUUGGCUGUCAACAAUAUCAAAAACUUCAUCCCAGUCAUUCUUGACAUGGAAAGCUCUCAAUACAAUUCUUGGGCCACAUUAUUCAAGAUCCACGCAAGGGCCUAUCAAGUCCUCGACCACAUCAUUCCGCCGACUUCAACAACCACAGGGAAGAAGACAUCCUCAUCCAAGGAUGCGGAAUCCGAGGACAACGACCUCUGGGAUCGUUUAGACGCCAUUGUCCUUCAAUGGAUUUAUGGCACGAUUACUAACGACGUUCUCCUUACCAUUCUUGAACAAGAUGCCACGGCCAUGGAUGCUUGGAACCACUUAGCCGAUUUGUUCCACGACAACAAAACCUCCAGAGCCGUCCAUCUUGAGUACCAACUCUCUCAGGUUCGACUUGAUGAUUUUCCUAACGUUGCAGCCUAUUGUCAACGUAUCAAGACGCUUGCGGAUCAACUCGGGAAUGUCGGCGUACCGGUUUCAGAUGCACGGAGAGUGCUUGUACUUUGUUCGGGUCUCAACAGUGCUUAUCGUGGGGUUGGCAGGCUCAUCCAACAUAGCAAACCUCUCAAAUCUUUCUCCGAUGCACGUUCUACCUUGGUGAUGGAGGAAGCCACUCUCAACAAUAGCGCUGCCCGGGAAUCUGAUUCUGUUCUUAUUGUAGGUACUCACACCAACUCAUCUGAUGAUACUUCCAAUGUUGUGCAACCUCCACGCCACAACAACAAUCACCAUCGCAACAAUUAUCACAAAAAGAACGGAGGUCGCGGUCGUGGAAAUCAUAAUGGUCACGGCUAUAAGGGUCGUAGAGGAGGUCGUGGUAACACUCAUGGGGGACGUGGCAAUGCUCUGCAGCAGCAGCAUCAAUCAUCUCCAUGGCCACCUAUGUGGCAGUUUCCGACAUGGGGAGGAUGGGCACCCCAACCUUGGGCCACACCUCCUUGCCCCUAUCCUACAUCAUCCUGGCAGCCACGCCCUACUCCCAGACAGCCUGGUAUUCUUGGUGCUCGACCUCCACAAGCCUACCAUGUAGCAGCAGCUCCUCAACACACUGAUUACAUGCCCACUAAUGUUGAGCAGGCUAUGCACACACUCUCUCUCAACCCACCGGAUGACAAUUGGUACAUGGACACCGGUGCAACCUCCCACAUGACUUCAAAUCAAGGUACUCUCUCGUCUUAUUUUAAUUUGAGCACAAAUCGUGAUAUUGUUGUUGGAAAUGGCCAUACGAUUCCAAUUCAAGGUUAUGGUAGCACUGCAUUAUCUCCCUCCAACCCCCCUUUACACCUAAACAAUGUCUUGCAUGCCCCAAAACUCAUUAAGAACCUUAUUUCCGUUCGCAAAUUCACUAAAGAUAAUUCUUGUUCUGUUGAGUUUGAUCCGUUUGGAUUUUAUGUGAAGGAUUUACAGACGGGGAAGCACCUACUGAGAUGUGAGAGCUCGGGAGACCUCUAUCCCUUCACCAAAAAUCGGGCCAUUUCUGAUUCCGUCUUUACUGCUUUGUCUUCAAGUUUAUGGCAUAGCCGUUUAGGGCAUCCCGGGGAAGUUAUUCUUAAUUCUCUCCGUAGUAACAAUUUUAUUCAAU